CGUUCGCAAUAAUCACCGUAAAGCUUCACGCGUGACGAUUUAAACGUGACAGAUACGCGAGGUGCAAAUUGCGAACGAUAAUGGAAAGAGCGCUGCGUUUCUUUGUUCUGAUUCAUUUGGCGAUGCUGCCCCUUACAAUGCAAGAAAUUGCAGAGGGUGCGUGUAGCUGCGCGGUGUUCGCUGUUCCGGGAUUGGAACCGUUAAUUGAACACAGGCUUCGGUACAAUGUAAGAUGCGAUCAGGAUGGAACCGAAAAAUGUCAACAAUUGUGUAUCGCACUGGCUGAGGGUGUUCGAGAUGAAGCACCGAUGCUGAUUUGCGAGAAACUGAACACGCACGUCGAAAAAUUAAAGGUAGCUGUUUACAUGAAAUCGUGUGAUGUGACUUUUUGGACGUUCACCGGUUUGGAGAGCACGGAACCCAUUUGCUGUCACGAAGGCAAGGCGGUUGCUUGUGACGAAGCGUUGUCGAUAAUAGAGAAUUAACGAGCUGAAUCUAAUUCAUUACUUCUCGUUCAUUUCCGUCACUAAAUAUCGUAAUAUCGAUCGUAAUAGCGAAGAUAGUUAGCGAGAUUAAUACACUCUUUGUUUUUUUUUUAUAUACAAACACAUUAUUUUUCUUUCAAAUGUCAUUUGUCGCGCAGAUAUAUAUUUUGCGAUUGACGAUUUUUGAUCGAAUUCACGCAUAGCAAAUUCUGUACAAGCGAUCGCACGUACAACGAUCGCGUAAAAUAUACAAUGCAACACAACAAUAACAAGUCUGUUGAACUUACGUAGAAUUCAAAGAAUGCACGCCGAUAUGCAUUUAUAGCCUUUGUUAGCCUUCACAAAGCUCGAAUGCCAAGGCUGUCAAGAAGUCUAUUCUUUAUUGUAGUCUGUAUACACACACACACAC
Molecule: messenger RNA, 894 nt
Organism: Pseudomyrmex gracilis
Lineage: Eukaryota; Metazoa; Arthropoda; Insecta; Hymenoptera; Formicidae
Exons: 4
Coding region: 81-485 (134 amino acids)
Source: RefSeq, a predicted model, not a curated record